Molecule: messenger RNA, 2465 nt
Organism: Boleophthalmus pectinirostris (great blue-spotted mudskipper)
Lineage: Eukaryota; Metazoa; Chordata; Actinopteri; Gobiiformes; Gobiidae
Product: semaphorin-7A
Exons: 14
Coding region: 61-1965 (634 amino acids)
Biological process (GO): integrin-mediated signaling pathway; regulation of inflammatory response; positive regulation of cell migration
Molecular function (GO): integrin binding; semaphorin receptor binding; chemorepellent activity
Source: RefSeq, a predicted model, not a curated record
UUACAGAAGUAGGCUAUAUCAACGCGUUAGUUUUACAACAGAGUUUGGACCGUCGUCAAGAUGAGUGGUUUAGAUGCACAGAAAUAUUUACCGGUGUUAUUAUUAUGUGCCAUUUCUACCACUGGGGAGCGACCGCGAAUGAUAUUCUCAGAGAGAGAUACCUCUAUAGAGACCCGGCGGUUGCCCGGUGGACCUGUGAAAAUCCUAAUUGAAAAAGAAGAUGCGGUGACAGCUAUUGGAACAACACAAAUACGUCUAAUGAACUUUACGAGUUUACAAAAGAUGCAUGUGGACUUGUCAGUGGAAUGGGGUGAAUGUUCAAGAGAUGCUGCGCAGACCAAAGUUUGCAUUUACAACUUAACUAUCAUCCAUGAAAGGCAAGGAGCCAACCAAAUAUUUGCCUGUGGGAUUAAUGGGAAAGAUGUUGCUUGCUGUAAUAUGAUUAUUUCAGAACAUUCAGUCAAAUGCACUCCUUCUGAUACAGUGAACAAAAUAAUGGAACGUAUGAAAGAUUCUGUUAUAAAGGAAGGUGAAGCCUCUGCUUUUGUUGAAAGUCCAGAUGGUGCUCAUCUCUACAUCACAUACUAUGGAUCUCAAGACUUUAUUGGCAUUCACAGGUUUGGAAAACACAUUGUCAGGCCAGCAAACCAUGAUGAAGAGCAGCACUAUAUUAAAUUAAUAGUAAGUAAACAGGAGCGCAAAAAUAAUGUUCUUCAAGAUAAGAUCUAUGGAUUUUACAAUGAGAAGAACAAGGAUGCUGACAUUUACAGUGACAUGUGGAUGCCGUUUGUAACACAGAUUUGCAUGAUAGAUAAUGGUGGCCCUAAGAGCAGCCUGCAGUUUACCUGGACAUCCCAGUUGAAUGCUCGUCUUUUCUGUGGUGAAAAGGACCAAAAACACCAUUUCACAGAGCUGGUGGAUAUUGUCACAGUAGAAGCUGACCACUGGCAGGACACAAGAGUCUAUGGACUUUUCAAAAAUGAAUGGGGAAUGAGUGCAGUGUGUGUCUACACGAUACAAGAUAUUGACCGCAUCUUUAAAACCUCUCCAUUCAAAAACUCAAAUAUGCAACCGGAUAGACCUAGAAUGUGUGUACCAGACAGCACCAAACUCAGCAUCAACAUCCUGAAGCAAGUAGAGGCAAAUUCUGAAAUGGAAAAGCCAGUGGAGCCAGUGAACAGUUCUGGGCCACUUCUGAUAAGUCACCACAACUAUACUCGAAUCACUGCUCACAACCUCCUGGACAACCACACAAUCCUGUUUAUUGCAUUGCAUAAUGGCAUGGUUCAUAAAGUCAUGCACAAGCAGACUGGUACAGAUGCUAUUUCCUUUAUGAUAGCUGAAUAUAGACCAUUCAACCACAGAGCUCACAUUGUUAGCUUGGACCUAAAUGCUUCCACAAGAAGGCUGUAUGUUGCCUCUAGGACUGAAUUGGCCCAGGUGGAUGUGGCAAACUGUCAAGGCUAUGGAGACUCUUGUGAGGAGUGCAUCAUGGCCAGAGAUCCUUACUGUGGCUGGAGCGAAGGCCAGUGUACGAAAGAUGGGUCACUGCAAGACACUGAACACGGGGACCAUGCCAUGUGCCCCUCAUUGGCUCAAGCAAAUCAAGUGAAAGCAGUAUCUGCAGCAGAUGAGUCAAAAGAUGAUGUGGGCCAGAUUCUCAUUUCUCUUGGUUCUCGGUACUUUUUUGAGUGUCCGGUAUCAUCCCUUCAUGCCAACUACACCUGGUACCAUAACGACAGACCAACAACAGUAUCCUGCAGUAGGGAUGAGCACCAGUGCUUACUGCUCAUCCCCAGUGUGGGGCCAGAGCACUUAGGCUCAUACACCUGUGUGUCGGAGGAGCAGGGAUACAGGCGUAAGCUGGCUCAGCACCAGCUCACAGUGAAAGACUCUUCUAAAGGCUUUACUCCUGGAUCACUACUCUGGGUAACUCUCAUAGUGACACUUUUAGUCCAGAGCUGAACAUUUUAUUAACAGACAUUGAGAAUACUGCUGUAGAAAAAUAUGACCAUUUACCCAUUUCUGUUCUUGCAUUUUUUACAGUAGCCUAUUUUAAGUUGUAUUUGAAAGAUAUAUCUCAGGAUAGAUUUAUGUGUCAUAAGAUUCAAACAGGAUUCCUUCUGUAAAUUAAAUCUUUAAUUUCAUUACAUAUUUGAGCCUGGGACUGUCCUAUGGUUCAACACAACUUACAUGUUUCCCGUUUGUAACUGCAUACUACCUCAUGAUGGCUUGAUAGCUUGUGGUUUCUCGUGUUAAACUGCUGAACCAUAGUAGCCUUGUUCUUUUAGACAGACAAGUAACAUCAUUUAAUAUUAGUACGUUUGUUUUAGUUUUGACUUUUAAAGUGUCUAUCCAAAUCCAAUACAUUAGAUAUACUGUGAACAUGAAUCAUGAGUUACUAAUGUCACAUUGCCUGUCUUGUGAAAAUGAACCAGUGAAUAAAGUCUUGUUUUAUUUCUCUA